GAUUUGCUUGUUUCUUUUUCCUAGUAUCAUGUUAACGAAUUUAUGGGAAUCACUUUUUCUUUGUCUAUGCAUAGAUUCGAGUUGCUAGUUGUUACUGCAUGAUGACUUGCUCUGCAGACUCUGGGAGGGAAAAAGUUUCCUUUCGACGAAUACAUUACUUUAAUUCAAUCCGUGCAGUUGUAGAUACAGUCGACUUUUCAUGUUAAAAUCUGCCCACUUCAUUGUUCACUUGAAGUUGAACUUUGUUGUAUCCAUCAGAACUUUCUUGUCUAGACCCUCCACUUAGUCGAAUUUUAUCAAGAUCCUAGUCAGUACUUAUAAUGAUCUGGUAAUAUCUUAAUCAUCGCAUCAUAUGUAUUCAGUAAACAUCGCUCAAUCCCACAGAGUGACUGGUAAUAACAAAGAAACCCUCAACGCCCUACCCAACCCACCCAUAAUAUACAUUUUCCAUAUACACACAUCCUCACCCAUCCAACCCAUAAAUAAACAUAAUCCUCACACCUUCCCCACCAAUAACACAUCCACCUUCUCAUUGAUCCAAUUCCCAAAUCUUCCCCAAUGCACACCACCACUCACUCAUCAAAGUAUCAUACCCCAGCACCACCAGCACCACCCCCAACAGUGAUAAAAAAGGACCAACCAAUGUCCCCAGUGAUCGAGCAACAGGGUGUAUAGGUAGGUAUAAGAGAGAGAGAGAGAGAGAAAAUCACAACCCCUCAAAAUCCCCCGCCCACCACCUCCUCACUCUCCCCGCGCCCACCGAAACCACAUGUCCAAUACCAAUAUUCUUAGCCUGAUCAGGGAACUUUUCGCGCUGGUCGCGCUGAAUGCGCAAUAAUGCAGCCGAGGUGCCGAUGGUGAGGGCGAAGAUGGGGUCUGCGAUUCUAUUUUCAUUUCGCAUCAUGUGUUAGUAUUCAG
This is a messenger RNA of Aspergillus vadensis CBS 113365, 918 nucleotides long. RefSeq lists its product as uncharacterized. Bases 353 to 625 code for a protein of 90 amino acids. The record is from RefSeq and is a predicted model, not a curated record. NCBI's taxonomy places the organism in Eukaryota, Fungi, Ascomycota, Eurotiomycetes, Eurotiales, Aspergillaceae. The transcript has a single exon.